This is a messenger RNA of Dromiciops gliroides (monito del monte), 1542 nucleotides long. RefSeq names its product fibroin heavy chain-like. The record is from RefSeq and is a predicted model, not a curated record. NCBI's taxonomy places the organism in Eukaryota, Metazoa, Chordata, Mammalia, Microbiotheria, Microbiotheriidae. The transcript is spliced from 2 exons. The coding region runs from base 13 to 678 and encodes 221 amino acids.
ACGGCUGGCCUGAUGGCGGCCGGGCACCAGGGGCGCGGGGCUGCCUGGGGAGCCGGAGCUGGGCCCGGAGCCGGGAUCUGGACUGGGACCGGCGCGGGGGCGGCCGUGCCGAGUCACCGUGAGACCGGCCAGGCCCGGGUCCCGAGAGCGCCGGCGCCGGGGCCGGGAUCCCGGGAUGGGGCCGGAGGCGGCGGCUGGCCCGGCUCGGGAGACCUCGAGGGCAACGCUUUCGCUUUCCCUUCCAAGGCCGCCGGCGUCCCCAGGACCCACACCUGGGCCCCCCCCCCUCGGGAGCCGGGUGCGAAUCCUGCCGGGCCUGUUUCCUCCUCCAAGCAGCGAUGGUUCCGAGAGCUUGUAUGGGGCAUCCUCCCGUGGGGUGCCUGCGUGCGGGGGGGAGGGCUGGGAUCGAGGCGGCCAAAGGAGCUCGGGCCCCGUCCUGGGAGCCUUUACGUAGUGCCUACUGUGUGCCCGGCACUUGGUAAGCGUUGUACAGAGGCUGCCCGUCGGAGCCUCGCAGCAGGUCCGGGCGCUGUCACCCGCGUUCAGCAUGAGGACACGGAGGCAGACAGGCGUCACGCAGCUAGCGAGUGUGGGGAUCCGGAUUCGAACUCAGGACUUCCUGCCUCCAGGCCCUGCGCCCUAUCCGCUCUGCCACCAAAGUGUUUUUGCAGACUUUAAGUUAUGUUGGGAAGGAGAAACAGAACAAAAGGGGAAAAAAAACAUCCCCCCAAAAGAAAGUGAAAGUAGUCUGCUUCUGUCUUCAUUCAGACUCCAUCAGUUCUUUCUUUGGAUCACCCGACUUAAGAACAUCUUAUUGGGUAAGAUAAAGCAUACCUCCACCAAACAUGUCUGAGUCAUCCCACUUAUACAACCUUUUCAUGAUCCAUAGUCUUGUAUUAAGUUCUCAUGACUAUAUUCCAGUCACUGUGCUAGACCCUGGGGGUACCAGCUCAGAAGUUAAAUAGAUCUCCCUCUUCAGGUGUAGAGACUAGGUGGUCCUGCCUAAGAUUAUUAAAGAAUAGAAAGUAAAAAGAGGGUAAUUUUUAAGGUGAGGCGCCUGAGAGGACCAGGAAGAGCCUCAUGUGUUUGAGCUGUGCUUUGAAAGAAAAUUGGGAUUCCAAGAGACAGGUGAGGAGGGAGCGAACUCCAGGUGUGGUGUAAUAAUGCAGAGAUGGGGAAAUGGAGUGCAGGGUGUUAGGAACAGCACAAAGGCCAAUUGGGCUGAACCACAGAAGAAUAAUAUUUAAGAUGGAAAAGGUUGGGACCAGGCAGUGAAGGACUUUGUCAGACAGAGCUUUGUAUAAGAACCCCAUUAGAUGCUUAAACAUUGAGGACCCCAAAGAGUUUUUGCUUAUUAUGUGAAUUAUAUCUAUGGAUAUUUAUCCUAUUUAACAUAGGCAUUCAGUAUAUUAGAAAUUUUAAAAUACUAAGUAAUGAUAAACUAGUAGAUAGAAUGAUGGUUCUGGAGUCAGGAAGACUCAUCUUUCUGAAUUCAAAUCUGGCCUCAGACACUUAUUAGCUGUGUGACCCUGGACAAGUCAC